This is a messenger RNA of Lycium barbarum (goji berry), 740 nucleotides long. Its product is annotated as zinc finger protein ZAT18-like. The record is from RefSeq and is a predicted model, not a curated record. The transcript has a single exon. Gene Ontology annotation, biological process: response to chitin. Lineage: Eukaryota; Viridiplantae; Streptophyta; Magnoliopsida; Solanales; Solanaceae. Bases 53 to 532 code for a protein of 159 amino acids.
CUUCCACACUAUUAUUCCAACUACUACAAAUUUAAGCUGUAGCACUCUUGCCAUGACAAUAAAGAGGAGCAGAGAAACAGUGGAGACACUAGCCAUGGCAAAUUGUGUGGAUAUCUUAGAGAAGAAUAGUUCACUAGCACGUCGAUUUUUCGACUGCAAGACUUGUAAGAAGCAGUUUGAAUCCUUUCAAGCCUUGGGUGGCCAUAGAGCAAGUCACAAGAAACCAAAACUCAUAACAGCCGCAGAUCCAAUUAAAUCUAAGAUGAAGAAGCAUGCAUGCUCUUAUUGUGGCGAAGAAUUUUCUCUUGGACAAGCUUUGGGUGGACACAUGAGAAAGCACCGCGAUAAAUUCGGUCAUCAACUGCAGAAACCAAAGCUGGAAGAUACUUAUGGAUCUGCUGAAGUUGUAGAGGCAGAGAAAAAGAAUUCGGGUAGUAAAAAGAAUUUGUUCUUAGAUUUGAAUUUGACACCAUAUGAGAAUGAUUUGAUGUUGGGAAGUAUCCCGUUUACGGUAGUUCAUUCUUUGUUUUAGGGGCUUAGAAAAGUAACUAUUAGUUCUGUUUUUUUUCCUUAAGAUUUAUGUUGAUUCUGUGUUUACUAUGUAUAGAAAAUCCGAUAGAAAUUUUUUUCCAACUUAUAAACUAGUAAUGACAGAAUUAAUUAUUUUAGAGUAGCUAUACCAAGAUUUCUAUUGAUUUGUGGCUAUUCUGUAUAGAAAAUCUGUUACAUAUUUUGUCCAA